UUUUUCCUACAUUCGCUGAUUCGCUCUCGUUUGGUUUUGGUGGUUUGAAGAAAAUUAUCGAUUUAUAAAAGUUGGCGGGCGGAAGUGUUUUUCUUCUUUAACAAUACAUAAAUAAAGAAUAAUUUUUUAUUUUCAUUUUAAUUAAAUAAAUAAAGUUUUUAAAAAAAGAUAUAAAAUGGGACGUGUGCACAAGAAAAAAAUCGCACAAUAUAAUAAAGAAAACGGCGACGGAGCUCUUGAUAAUUCGACAAAUGGCGAUGAAAAAUCUAGCGAUCGUUCCAGAGCGGACUCCGAUGCCGACGAAUCGAUUGCAUCUUCGAAAAAGCGCACUCCCAAGAGCACCCCCGUCCCUGAAGAUAAAGUUGUAGAUGAUGAGGAAGAAGAGGAGCAAAUCGAUGAUAUCGACCGCAGCGAGGAAAAGAAACCAGAAAGCGCCGAGGAGGACAAUAAAAGUGACGACGACGAAGAAGCCGAACCAGAAUCAAGCAGCAAAAGCUCACCAGUUGGAAAGAAAACUGCCCAAAAACGAAAAGCCGCUUCACGUUCCAAGGCAGAUGAUGGCGAUGAUGAGGACGAUGUCGAGGCAAAUGGUGCAUCUCCAGCUAAAAAGACUCCCAACAAAAAAAAUGCCGGCAAAAAGGCCAAAGCCAAGCCGAAAUCGAAAAAACCAAAACCUGAAACAGAAGAUGAAGCAGAAGAUGAUGAGGAAGAGGGAGAGGCUGAUGACCAAGAAUACGAGGUUAAAGAAGUCGUUGACCACAAAACAGAAAAAGGAGUUUCCUACUAUUUAAUUAGAUGGAAGGGCUAUGGUCCUGGUGAUGAUACUUGGGAGGAAGAAGGCACACUUUCUUGCCAAGAUCUGAUUGAGAAAUUUAACAAAAAAAAAAAAGACACCAAAUCGACGAAAGCCAAACCAGCAUCAAAAAAAUCUGCCGCAGCAGCUAAAAAAGGUGGAAAGAAAGCAAGUGAAGAUCCCGAAAAACAAUGGGAAGUCGAUAAAAUUAUUGAUUAUUCUGAUGAAAAGAAAGGUCGUGUCUUCCGCAUUCGCUGGAAGGGAUAUUCUGCUAAAUUUGACACAUGGGAACCAGAAGAAAAUCUUAACUGCGAUGAUCUUAUUGAGAAAUUUAUUAAAAAAGUCGACUCUCAAAAAGAUAUUUCUUAUAAAGAAUUACGAGAAGAACCCAAGAAAACCAAGCGAAUGGUAUCCGAGCGAUAUCUUAAAGCUGAAAAAGGGGCCCGAAAAUCCAAGCGAGCAGGUGGAAAAAGGAUACAGUAUGCGGACAGCGAUUAAAUUGUCAUUUUAAUUUUUUUAAGGCUUUACUUAGAGUUAAGUAUUCGCCACCAGUUAAAUUGGAAUGCAAUGGUAUUGGAGAAAUAUAUAAUAAUUAAUACUUUCUGUAGUUUUCACAAAAAAAAAACAAAAACAAUAAUUUGUUUGUCUUAAAAGAUAAAAUGCAGACUACUUUUGAUGUUCAAAA
Molecule: messenger RNA, 1478 nt
Organism: Episyrphus balteatus (marmalade hoverfly)
Lineage: Eukaryota; Metazoa; Arthropoda; Insecta; Diptera; Syrphidae
Product: nucleolin
Exons: 4
Coding region: 176-1291 (371 amino acids)
Biological process (GO): negative regulation of transcription by RNA polymerase II; chromatin organization
Cellular component (GO): pericentric heterochromatin
Molecular function (GO): chromatin binding
Source: RefSeq, a predicted model, not a curated record